GAUAAGCACUUUCUGAGGACUGAAGGACCUGCUAAAGGGAACACCUGCUUUUGAGGUUGCAGAGGUGCUAAAGCAUGGCCGACCUGGAUCACAACCUCAGCCUCGCGGAUGCUCUGACCGAGCCGCCCCCCGAGAUCGAGGAGGAGGUGAAAAGGGACUUCAUUGCCACCCUGGAAGCAGAGAAAUUUGACGACGUGGUUGGUGAAACGGUGGAUAAAACAGACUACGUUCCUCUGCUGGACGAUGACGACGCCAAAGCCGGGAGCCAGGAAGCAAAAAACAAACCCCACGCGGACGGUUUUCAGGUGGAACAUACUUCAGCUUCUGGGCCAACGGUCAUAGAAAACGGUGACCACGGGAUAGAUCACCGCACAGUUUUCCCAGGAGAAAUCAUGGAUGAAAAGCUGUCUUACAAGGACUUCCUCGACCGCAACGACUCGUGGACGAUGGACGACAGAGACCUGCACUUUGAGUCGCAGCCCGUCUUCAAACCCAUGGAGGGGGCCGACCCCUUCAGCAUGCACAGAGGGGAGACUCUGCCUGAUUUAUCAUUCUCUACUGACAUGAAGAAUGUGCCGCUGUUCCCAGAUUAUGUUGACACUUCCAGAGAUGUCCAUGCCCCACAUGGAUCUAUGGUGGUACCUGAGCAAACUUACUUGGGGCCCAUGUAUUCUUCUGCAGAGGCUCUCAACUCACCAGCCUUCGUAGGCCUGGUUUCACCCACAGAAUUUCUACAAGACAAAGCAGUGCCUGAAGAACAUUGGAUGGGAGCUCAGCCUGAUGCGAAGGGACCAGAUGCCUCUUUCUUUGUUGAGCCAUCAGUGCCCCCCACAGCGACCGAAACCAUCAAGGAUUUACCGGAAAACCCCGCAGCGGUGACUCCUGGCGUCGUCCCUCCCACGGUACCGGUGUCCCCAGGAGGGGCUGGAGCUGCCGAUGGACCAAAAGGUGCCACCACAGAUGCAGCCUCUGUUCCUGCCUGGGAUGUCACCGCCGUUGCUGCGGAAAACGCUGGCUCCCUUCUCGCAGGGGACACCGUGCCCCCCCAGGCUCUGGAUGCUGGAUUUGCCCCCGUGGCAGAAACCAACCCUUUUCAGGCCGUGGAUGUUGGGUUUGCUCCUGCGCCAGAAGCCAAGGGUCCUCCUGCUGUGGAUACUGGCUUUGCCCCAGCAGCAGAUACCAUGUCCCAUUACACUAUGGAUUUGGAGUUUGCCCCAGCAGAAGAUGCAGGGUUUGCCCCAGCACCAGGUAUGGAGUCUCACCACGCUGUGGAUUUGGGGUUUGCCCCAGCACCAGAUGUGGAGUCUCACCAUGCUGUGGAUUUGGGGUUUGCCCCAGCACCAGAUGUGGAGUCUCACCAUGCUGUGGAUUUGGGGUUUGCCCCAGCACCAGAUGUGGAGUCUCACCACGCUGUGGAUUUGGGGUUUGCCCCAGCACCAGAUGUGGAGUCUCACCAGGCUGUGAAUUUGGGGUUUGCCCCAGCAGAAGAUGCAGGAUUUGCCCCAGCAGCAGAUGUGGAGUCUCACCACGAUGUGGAUUUGGGGUUUGCCCCAGCACCAGAUGUGGAGUCUCACCACGAUGUGGCUUCUGGAUUUGCCCCAGCAGAAGAUGCAGGAUUUGCCCCGGCAGCAGAAAUCAACCAUCACCACACGAUGGAUUCUGGGUUUGCUCCUCCAGCAGAAGCCAAACCUCUCCCUGCCCUGGAUUCUGGGGUUGCCUCCACAGAAGCCAAGUCCCCUUCUGCAGCAGACACCAAGGCUGCAGCAUCCGAGGAGCUGACGACACCCAAGUCUUCUGUUGAGCAAGACAAGUCGCCCUUCGACAAACCUCCUGCAGAAGCAAAACAGGAAUCGAAAGUCCCAGAAGCUUGUGUUGGUCCUUCAGAGGCAGCUGAAGGCGGCCGAGAACCUCCCGGUCCCCAGGAGGAACAUCUUCCACCUCAGACCAACCAUCGCUCGGAACCAGCAGUUCCAGUAGAAGCAAAAGAAGCCGUUGCACUAGAAAAUAAAGACCUCACUCUGGAGAAAUCUGGGAUUUCUGUGGAUGUUGCUGUUCCGGAGAAGGAGGCUGAACACAACCACGUCCAACACGCAGAACCUCAGCAAGAAAAACCCCCGCAGGAACCCACAGGUCUCCCCACUGCACAAAUAAGGCACGCUCACAAAUCCAGUGAACGCAGGUUUGGCAGAGCAAAACCUGCCCCGGUGCCUAUUGCCGAUGUCCCAGAGGAGCGGCCGGUGGGUCUCCCGCUCCGGAAGAGCCCUGACCCAAAAGUAGACCCCUGUUCUCUUGCCGAACUCGGAUCCUUUGCUGGGACCUCCCCUCGCAGUUGGGUUUCCCCUCCAAAGGCGCCGGAGCAGCCGCCCAACGCGGGGCCGGAGUUUGCGGGGAGCUGCAGGGACCUGCCGAGGGAGAGCUGGGAUCCGGAAGGUUCUCUGGCCGUGGCGAAGAAAAAGAAGAAGAAACCGAAACAAAAGAGAAACCAGCUGCCCAGAUCCAUGGAGUUCUGGGAUGACAGAGCUCCCAGAAAUUCUCCCUUUGCUGUUGAAUCCCAAAAACCAGCCGUCUGUCCCGUCCUGCCGGCCGAAGCUCGCCAAGAGCAGGCGGUUGGAAGCAGAGCUCCAGGAAUUCCAAAGGAGGCUAAAACCCUACCGGGAAUUCAUAUCCCGGAGGAGGAACGUGCCUUCUCGGUGCCAGCCCCAGGACAGGCCCAAAAACCCACCGUGCCCUUAGAGGCCGUUGUCUCGGAUGCAAAAAAUGGAGACGUUGUGAAAAGAGAAGAAAGGAGAGAUGAGGGUUGGGUGUCACGGUCCAAAGGCAGAAGAAGAGAAGGUCCCUCACAGGAGAUGGGCACGGCCAAGGGGGAGGAAUCUGUUGCAGCAAAGGUGCCAACCAAGCCCAUGGAAAGAGAUUUUCUUGAUAAAAAUGAGAAGAGGGAGUGUAAGGAGUCAAAACGUGCCGACCCGAUGCCGUCUGUCUCGGAAGCCGUUGAUUUAAGCAAAGUAGAAACAACUUUAGAGACCAAGCCUCCAGAAUUGCUCCUUUCUGAUAAAUCUAAGGAGGCCAAAUGCGCGUCUCCUGGGCGCGAAGCGUUUGGUGACACCCUCCAUCCCCAGCUGCAGGCACAGGAAGAGAAAAGAGGUGGUUUUGACAAAACCAAAGGGGUUGGGAAUGGAUGCCCCCAAGAACCUGCUCUUCUGGAGGCCACGGUCCCCAUGGAGAAGCUUCCUAAUGAGCCAAAGGCAGCUGGUGGGAUUAAACCAGUGUCCUCCGACAAGCGCCUUGGCUUUAGUGCUUCAGAGGGAGUAGCGAAAUCUCCGACAGAUACGACUGAAAUGCCUGUUACGCCCUUAAUUUUACCCAAACCUGAGGCAGUCGCUGCUUUGCAGAGGGGAAAAGCUGAGGGUUUUUCAGAGCAGCCUUUUCUUCCCCUGGCAAAAUCCGAGACGACGCUCCAGCCCGGCCGGGUGGGAGCAGGGGAUGGAGUCACAGGAGCAGGGGAUGGAGUCACAGGAGCAGGGGAUGGAGUCACAGGAGCAGGGGCUGGAGCCACGGCAGCAGAUUCCCCCGCGACAGACAAAGGGAGAGGAUUGAGCGGGUUAGAGCAGCAGACUGGAAGAGAUCCCAGCGCGGCACAGGGCAUGGACAGGCCGAAAAAAAAGCGGGGUGAAGGGAAAGGGAAAAAAACCCAAAGCUUCCCCGAGCAGGCGAUGCUUUGGGAGGGUUUAGGCAAACCUGGUGAUGGAGCAAGGGCAGAGGAGGCUCUAAAAGAGAUGGGUUUCCCUGAUAAAGGCAGAGGUUUUCCUGCCCGAGGCCACCCGUCGGGGAGCGGUACCCACGCUUACCCCGCCGACAAGCCCAAAAAGAGAGGUAGCGACGGGAGAAGCAAAAAAAGUGAAAGAAGCUUUUUCCAGCAGCCUUUUCUGGAGACUAAGAUGGAGCCAAGGGGUUUUCCUGAGCUGACUGAUAAAACGAAGGGAGGUAGCGAUCAAGGCGGAGAGAGGGGCUGUUUUGCUGCCGAGGGUUUUCAGGAGGGUGCAUCCGGUGUAACCAGGAUGCAAAAGUCAAUUGAAUUGGUCACAGAGAAGCCGAAAGAAAACAUUGGGAAAAGUGAAAUAGCUGAGUCGGGUGGUUUAGCCCAACCGUUCCCGCUGGGGAGCGGGGGAGAGGAAAAGCAUCUUGCUGUGGCUGACACCAUCAGCACGAGGGAGGAGGUAGAUUUAAUUAAUCAAGGCAAAGAGGCUGGAAUUGCUUCCGCAGGCGAAGCGGCUGCGAUAAAUUCUGAUGCCGCAGACAAAGCUCGGAAGAGGUGUAGUGAUGGGAAAAGGAAAAAAUCUGAGAAAAGCCCUUUGGGGCAGGCGGCUCUCCCCGAUGCAGGGGGGGAAAAAGGCCGUUCUCCGGGGAGAGAGGAGGGAGCUGGAAACACAAAAGAAACGAGCUUGGGUAAAGAUAAAGUGUCUGGUUUGGAAAGAGAGGUUUUGGUGGAGAAUCUGGCAGGUGUGACCAAAGAGGUGCUGGAAAAGCCACCGAGUGACAAUAGAAGAGGUUUCUCUAGUCAGCCGGCUCUUUCAGGUCAGAAAAUAGAGGCAGUGGAGCCAGAAAUAGUCAACACUAAAGAAACUUGGCCCUUGAGUAAAGGUGAGGAACUAGAGAGACCCCAGCCUCCCCCAGAGCGUGGGGCAGAGGCGGCUGCGGCACGUGGUCCCACCAGGGAGCUGGGGAUGGACAAGCCUAAGAAAAAAAGUAGAGAUUUCAAAGGCAAAAAGGCUGAAAACGAUCCCGAGCCCCCUGUGCUGGGUCCAGGUGACGUCCCUGCGACAGGUGAAGAGGUGGGAGAUGUUAAACAACCUCAGUCUGUUGGUAAAGGCAAAGAGGAGGGGGCUCCAGCGAUCCUGCCAGGUGAGCCGAGGGAUCCUGCUGGAAUCCCAGCUCCGGCUGUUCCUCCAGAGCCAGAAAAAUCCCAGGCAAAUAACAAAGAGAAAUGCAAACAGAUGGAGGGUGACUUGCAGCAGCCGUGUCUCCUGGAGCAUAAAACAGGAGCGGAGACGCUUCCUCCUCAUGAUGUGGAGAAAACCAACACGUGUGAAGCAGAAAGUCCCGCUCCUUGUGGCAGAGGGGGUGGAAUUCCCGUCCCAGGGUCUCCGGCGGCAGCUGAUCCCGCUCCCACUGAUAGAUCUAAAAAGAGGGGUUAUGAUGGAAGCAGUAAAAAGGCUAAAAAGGCCUCUGAGCAACCUCUUUUUCUCGAGCCAAAAAAGAACAAGAGAGAAGCGCAACCUCCCGCGGGGUCUGCGAUGGGAUACGGGCUGGAAGACACGGAUUUUGUCGAUGAAAACAGAAAUAUUAAAAACUUCCCCGUUGGCCCUCAAAUGCUUUGGAAUAAUAAAGGAACCCAGUUGGAGUCCUCUGCUCAGCCUGCAGGAGCUGGCCCUGACAACGCCAGCGAGGUUUCCUCUGGCUUCCCAAAGCAGAGAGACGAGGGGAUGAGGAGUAAGGACCUUCCUCCUCCUCCUUCUUCUUCUCUUCCUCCUCUUCCUCCUGAAGCAGUGGCCAAAGACAGCAGCAGAGAACUGGGGUCUGGCACGAAGAAGGAGAACCAGGCACAGAAAUCUUGCGAGCGACCGACCGACCUGGGACACGAAGAGCCUGGAAAAGAUGUUUUGAAGAAAGAUGGCAAAACCCAAGUGGCUGGUUCCCAGGACGGGAGCGAGAUGGAUAAACCUCUUUCUGCGGAUGGUUGGGUUAAACAGGAGGUGAAAUCAAAGAAGGAUGAAAUUGACCUUUCUCCUGUGGCCAAGGUGGGGGAUAAAGAAAUAAAACCCACUGAUAAAAAGCAAAAUGCUGACAGCGUUUCCCCAGACCUUCUGCAGAAGGUGGAAGACUCAAACAACAGACCGGCUGCUAUAGACACCAAAGGGACAGAGAAACCAGAAGGAGCCAUCUCCUCUGGAGAGAAGGCCACGGGGUGGGUUUCCCCAGGAGUCGCAGCGGUACCCGGCAGCGGGGCAGGAGCAGGGAGGGAGGAUAAAGCUGGAGAAGCUGAGCUGGAUGGAGGUAGGAAGGGCGAGCAGAUACUGGACAAUCAAGUGGCCGAAGGGGAAGCUGCUGAUUUAAACCAGACACCUGCCCAGACAACCCAGAUAAGUCCCCAAAAUGCCCAUAAAGGCCGUUCUGAGGCGGCAGCAGAAGAUGCUGCUGGUGCUGGGGAAGCCCACCUGAAGGAUGCCCCAACCUUGAAGUCCCAAGCGGAUAAAUCCGAAGGCACAACCAAAGAAAAAGAAGAAGAACGUGACCAAAAAGCUAUGAAGGAGGCCAAGAAAGAGAGAGUUAGAGUGGCAGAACCCAUAAAAGGCUACAUGAGACCCACAAAAUCUCGAGGGGUGCCACCUCUGCCAGCCAGGGCUGCUCCUCCGGACCGGGAGAGAGAAAAGCAGCCGAGACCGGGGGCUCUGAGCCGGCCCCAGCGGCAGGAGAAAGGAAAACCAGAAGAGACCAAACCAGCUGAAGCUGUGACAGGGAACGAUAUCACAGCACCCCCCAACAAAGAGCUUCCUCCCAGCCCUGAGAAGAAGACAAAGCCUGCCGCCUCCGCCUCCUCCACAAAACCUGCCGCCACGAAAGCCAGGCCCUUGUCAGCCCCCAGCCCCAAACGGCCGCUCUCGGCCCCCGCUGACCCAAACAAAAAACGCACCAGCCCCACGGCAGGUCCUCCUUCGGCCACCGCCGCCAAGCGCCCGGCCACCGGCACCUCCCGUCCCUCCUCCUCCUCCUCCUUAGCUCCGAAAGAGACGAAACCAAAGGUUGCAGAUGGGAAGGCCCCGGAGAAGAAGACCUCACUUUCGAAGCCUCCGUUGUCGGCCGCCACCAGAAGCGCUGCCAGGAGCAGCCCUGCUCCUCCUCGCUCCGCGGCGGCGGCGCCGGUCACCGCUGCUGCUGCGAAAACCACUGCUGCUUCUCCUCCCAAGAGGCCAACCUCCAUCAAGACGGAUGCGAAGCCUGCGGAUGCGAAGAAGACCUCUGCAAAGUCACCCUCAGCAGACUUGAGCCGCCCUAAGAGUGGAAAUGCAGUAAAAAGUAGUGCCACCACCACUUCUACCACCGCUUCCAGCACAUCUACUGUACCCGGAGUGGCCACCAGUCGGCCCAAACCCAAACCUGCCCCAACCAAACCCACCACCACCUCAACCGCGACAGCGGAUGCUAAAAAAACGACCACUAAGACUCCGACUAAACCCAGCUCCGUCUCCAAGUCGCCUCGUCCCACCAGCAGCGUUUCUGCUCCCGACCUGAAAAACGUACGUUCCAAAAUCGGAUCAACAGAUAACAUUAAACACCAGCCGGGUGGAGGAAAGGGGAAAAUAGAGAAAAAGCCAGAAUCAACCUCUGCUGCGCGAAAGUCUGAACCCAAUGCGGUCUCUAAAAUGGCUACUACUAAAACAACCGUAUCAAAAGAGGGUGCCCCCAAACAGCCCAAUGGGAAAGUCCAGAUAGUCUCCAAAAAAGCGAACUACAGCCAUGUUCAGUCCAAGUGUGGUUCCAAGGACAAUAUUAAGCAUGUCCCUGGAGGUGGGAAUGUGCAGAUCCAGAACAAGAAAGUCGACCUUUCCAAAGUGUCCUCGAAGUGUGGCUCGAAAGCAAAUAUCAAGCAUAAGCCAGGGGGAGGAGAUGUCAAAAUUGAGAACCAGAAGCUGAAUUUCAAGGAGAAGGCCCAGGCCAAAGUGGGUUCUCUGGACAACGUGGGACACUUGCCGGCAGGAGGAACUGUGAAGGCUGAGGGGCAGGUCCCAGCCCCCCAGAACGGGGAGGUGCCAGCGGCCCCCCCGGGCGCUGAGACGCGGGAGAAUGGCGUGGGGCCGGCCGUGCCCCCCCCCCUCAGCGGGGGCGACCAAAGGGAGAUCCAGAGCUUCGAGACCCAGAUACAAGAAACAAGCAUCUAAUGAUGACAUUAUGGUAUCGUCUUCCAU
Molecule: messenger RNA, 7961 nt
Organism: Calidris pugnax (ruff)
Lineage: Eukaryota; Metazoa; Chordata; Aves; Charadriiformes; Scolopacidae
Gene: MAP4
Product: microtubule associated protein 4
Exons: 23
Coding region: 75-7934 (2619 amino acids)
Biological process (GO): neuron projection development; microtubule cytoskeleton organization
Cellular component (GO): neuron projection
Molecular function (GO): microtubule binding
Source: RefSeq, a predicted model, not a curated record